Molecule: messenger RNA, 3264 nt
Organism: Blastomyces gilchristii SLH14081
Lineage: Eukaryota; Fungi; Ascomycota; Eurotiomycetes; Onygenales; Ajellomycetaceae
Exons: 1
Coding region: 750-2504 (584 amino acids)
Biological process (GO): RNA 3'-end processing
Cellular component (GO): nucleolus; TRAMP complex
Molecular function (GO): poly(A) RNA polymerase activity; mRNA binding
Source: RefSeq, a predicted model, not a curated record
CGAACCUGUUGGAGAACUGCAACCGGGGGCCAACGAAUCGAGUUGUAGCAUCUAGAUGAAGUUCGAAGCGGACAGAAAGGUCGAUGAUGCGCCUGGUGCGGCUAAUCCGCGGCUACGUCAUGGCCCCAGGCAACGUCCUCGCUCUGGCCUACAAAGUUACUGCAGCCAGCGGAAUUGGCCCCAACCCAGCCCAGCUUCCCACUGGAGAACCAUUAUUGUUGAGCCACAAGUAUCUUAGUAAUUGCUCUUGGCGUCGGGAAUCUGCUCCGUUUCAAGGGAAGGAAAGUGUUCUGGUUAACUAGCUAUAUCGCCUUUUACGCUCCUCUUUGUCGCUGAGAACUGGACAAGCUCGGUCUUCCAAACUGACUACUGAUUCGCUACCCCCGUUUCGAAUUUUCGAAUUGCAAGGCUGAGUUGACGCGGACAUUGCGCUGGGCUUCGGAGAAGAACGAAUAGAAGUCAAGUAACUAUAGCAAACCGUCCAAUAAUGGGCGAUUAUUGUGUUGUGUUCCGUAUCAUGGGGGGAAGUGUGUGAUGACUAAUCAGCUACAACGCUAUCCAGGUUGAUAUUCGAGAAAAAAAGUUUCUAUCCUUCGACUCGGGCUUUAUUCCAUGCGACAUCUCACAAUUCAAGUUGCUUCUGGUCAUAGGAGCUGGUUGAAUACGGGACCCCAUAUGCUCCCCAGACCCAUCGAGCUAACUGGUGCCGAAUUCCAUUUUAUUCCCGUACCCUUCAUCUUUCGAACGGGAUGGUCUCCAUAUAUUUGAUAGCGCGAUCCGGGGAGCCCUGCAUACGAUGCCUCAUUGACAGAGAACUCUCUCAAAGCGCAUGGAUAUUUCUACGAGCCCGUCGACAGUACCAUAAUGCCUCUGGUCGCUGGCGGCCAAGCAACCAGCUCGAGGUGGACCCCAACAGCCUCGAGGAGACCAUACAAAGACAUCGAUCCGCCAACCGCCAGACGUUCACUAUUCGAAAGAUACCCUCUCGAACAAAUGAUUUUAAGGCGACAAUUCGCCCGGAAUUUAUCCAAUCCCGUUGGAAAUUGGAGGCAGAUCAGUCGGAUCAGCCUGCUCGUCAAGUAGACCUUUCCUGGAUUCUCGACCGCGGCGAAGGCGCCGGCUCCAAAUUUGACGUCCAUUCCUUCCAGGCCCGACGCUACGCUGCAGUCGACCCGACAAGACCCAAUAUUUCAUGGGCGAAGUAUGCACCUUACAGCCCAACGACAGAGCUCCCCUGGCUCAAUUAUGUGGAAAAGUCCGGCGGCGGAGCUGUCGCAUGCCUAGGCGAGGAAAUUAGAGCCUUUGAAAAAUACAUGCUGCCAACUCCUGGUGAGAGGGAUGCGGUUGAAAAAGCUCAAAAUGACGCAAUUGCAUCCUUACAAUCUGUUGAAGCGGACCUACCAAUUCUCAUCGGUUCGCAUAGAACUGGAAUGGCCUUACCCCACUCCUCUGUCGACCUGUUUGUUCCCAUCAAAGAUCUUGAGAGGGCAGAAGAUGGCCGAGGUCCAAGUGCCAAUCGGCCAAAGAUGGUGCAAGCCCGACUCAAACGCCUACGUGAGAUGGAGCGUAUACUGAAAAAUUCUCAGACCCUUUCCAAUGUUACGCUGAGGAGAGAUAGAGACCCAACCUUAUCAGCAAUUCACGAUGCUACGGGCCUACCGGUCCAAUUCCAAUGCGGACCCAGUCCACCCGCCUCCCUGGAUUUCAUACUCAACUACCGCGCAGAAUUCCCGACCCUCCGCGCUUUAUUCAUAGUCCUACGAAUGCUACUCGAAACGCGGGGUCUGCUUGGUGGAACUGAUGGCGGAAUGCAUCCUUAUCUCUUGACCAUGAUGAUUGUUGCAGCUCUCAAGAUUCGAGAGGGCAAAUACCAACGCGACAACGUGGGCGGCCAAUUGUUGCACGUCCUUGAAGUUUAUAUGGAUACAGAUUUUACUAGAUACGGCGUUUCUGUCGAGCCGCCUGGUCUGUUCGACAAAUGGCUAAGUCUAAGGGAAGUAAGGAACAAGGAUGGGAGGGUGAUUCGCUUACACCACCCUUAUUUAAGGGGUCAGCGUAGCAUCAGCAAACGUUCCUUUUCACCCCCAAGCUAUGGGAUGCUGAGCCUGCAAGAUCCCUCUGAUUUCAUGAAUGACGUGGGGUGGACGUGUUUUGUUAUGCCCGAAGUGAAGCAGGUGUUUAAAGCUACACAUGCUGACCUCAAAGCUCGAAUAAAAUCCGAGGAAAAACCCAGUACUGCUCAACAGCAAGAUAAAGACGCCAUCCUUGGAAGCAAUGAGAACAAACCUAGCGAAAGCUUCCUUAGUUUCGCCCUGGGCGCAAACUACCACGACUUCGAAAGAUUCCGCGAUCACAUCCUCAUCGACGCAUCUCUGACAGGAGGAGAUGUCCGUACCGACGAAAUAAAUCGCAAUUUCGAACCGCGCCCUCGCCCGCUCGGGGAAGUGAGGACACACAUGGAAAGUUGGCGCACAGAAGGUGAAGAAGGCCACGUUCCUCGUUGAGGGAUGACUUUCCAGCAUCUCUGUAUUAGCAAAUUCAAUCAUAUACCUCCUGGCACUGGAUAGAUACCCUUUCAGACUUAUGACAACUCCCUCAUCUUUGAGACUGGGUCUUUGGCUUGGAUAUCCCGGCUCGAACAUAGCUCAUUUAAUUGAAAGAUACACCAAGCUGUAUAGAAGUAGUAGUUAGAAUCUUUAAUACCAAUGUCUCAUUACAGCUAGCGCCCACUUCCUUCUAAUGCUUUAGUUUCAUCCUCACUGUUUCCAUCUAAAUUUCUCCCACCCACCUUAUUCAACACUCCUAAGAGUGCGCAUGAAGCUUUUCUAGUAAUAGGGUCAUGUAUAUCGGCAUCUCUGAAGCGGUAUCCUCUUCUUCCCUCUUCGUAGCCCUGCAUGACGUACCAACAUAUCGCCCCUGAAAUCUGAGCAUCUAGUAUGGAUAUUUCGGUCGAUUGAAUAUAGGGGGGCCAGGGGUCUAUGAUCUAUCUAUACAUGCGCAAAUAUCCUAACAUCGCAGAACAACACAAAGGCUCCAAGGAAAGCAACAAGAUGAGCAAAAAAGGCAAACCAAACCCAGUUAGAAAUCUUUAAUCUAAUAUACAGUUUCCACCCCAUCGACCAACUCUCUUACAUGUUCACUUCAAUCACUCAGUCAACUCCACAUCCCACCUCUCAACCAUCUUCUCCCCGCCUCUCCCCUGUACCCAAUUUUCCAACCAUCUCCGCUCUGCCGCCUCCGCCUCACCUUCCUUCAACCCAACCG